This is a messenger RNA of Conger conger (European conger), 7522 nucleotides long. RefSeq names its product mitogen-activated protein kinase kinase kinase kinase 4. Gene Ontology annotation, biological process: protein phosphorylation. Lineage: Eukaryota; Metazoa; Chordata; Actinopteri; Anguilliformes; Congridae. The transcript has 32 exons. Bases 197 to 3937 code for a protein of 1246 amino acids. The record is from RefSeq and is a predicted model, not a curated record. Gene Ontology annotation, molecular function: ATP binding; protein kinase activity.
AACCUUUUUUGUUUCCUUUGCGCUUUCCGGGUUUCGCUGGUGGAUGAGAAGUUUCCUGUGUUUGUCGCAGACUCGCAGCAGCCGCAGCCAUGGACUGACACGCUCUCAAACCGUUAACUUUGGGAAAUUGCAGUAACUCGCCUAGGCUGUAGCCUAUGUCUUCUCUUUGAGUGCAAUCGCAAAACGAAGCUUUGCCAUGGCUCGAGAUUGCACCACUAAAAGUCUGGAUAGUAUUGACUUGUCUUCUCUAAGGGACCCAGCUGGAAUAUUUGAAUUGGUAGAAGUAGUUGGGAAUGGAACCUAUGGACAAGUCUACAAGGGGAGACAUGUCAAGACAGGACAGCUGGCUGCCAUCAAGGUCAUGGACGUCACAGAGGAGGAAGAGGAUGAAAUUAAGCUGGAGAUUAACAUGCUGAAGACGCAUUCCCAUCACAGGAACAUCGCCACAUACUACGGAGCCUUCGUGAAGAAGACUCCAGCCGGUCACGAUGACCAGCUCUGGCUGGUGAUGGAGUACUGCGGCGCCGGCUCGGUCACCGACCUGGUGAAGAAGACCAAAGGGAACUGCCUGAAGGAGGACUGGAUCGCCUACAUCUGCCGGGAGGUCCUCAGAGGUCUGUCACACCUGCACUCUCACCACGUCAUUCACCGAGACAUCAAGGGACAGAACGUGCUGCUGACCGAGAACGCCGAGGUGAAGCUGGUGGAUUUCGGAGUGAGCGCCCAGCUGGACAGGACCAUUGGGAGGAGGAACACGUUCAUCGGCACCCCCUACUGGAUGGCGCCGGAAGUCAUUGCCUGCGAUGAGAACCCAGACUCCACAUACGACUACAGGAGUGACCUGUGGUCUUUGGGAAUCACAGCACUGGAAAUGGCUGAAGGUGCUCCACCUCUCUGCGACAUGCAUCCCAUGAGAGCCCUCUUCCUCAUCCCCCGGAACCCCUCCCCCAAGCUCAAAUCCAAGAAGUGGUCGAAGAAGUUCCUGACCUUCGUAGACAGCUGCUUGGUGAAGAACUACCUGCACCGUCCCACCACUGAGACCCUGCUCCGCCACUCCUUCGUCAAAGACCUGCCCAACGAGAGACAGGUGCGCAUCAUGCUGAAGGACCACCUGGACAGAGCCAGGAAGAAGAAAGGGGAGAAAGAGGAGACAGAGUAUGAGUACAGUGGCAGUGAGGAUGAUGAGGAGGAGAUGAACGAGGAGGAAGGAGAGCCAAGCUCCAUAGUGAACCUCCCGGGCGAGUCGACCCUGCGCAGGGAGUUCCUGCGGCUGCAGCAGGAGAAUAAGAGCCGCUCCGAGGCCCAGCGGCAGCAGCAGGUCCUCCAGCAGCAGCUCCGCGACCAGGAGCGCUACAAGAAGCAGCUGCUCGCCGAGCGGCAGAAGAGGAUCGAGCAGCAGAAGGAGGAGCGGAGGAGACUGGAGGAUCAGCAACGCAGGCAGCAGCAGGAGGCGGGCUUCCAGUGGCCCGAGCUCCAGGAGAUGCUGUGGAGGGAGGAGACGGAGGUGGAGGAGAAGGGGCUCCUGGAGGAGCGCCUCCGGCUCUCCGAGGGACAGAGGAGGGCCGACAGGAAACAGGUGGAAGACUUGAACAAACAGAAGAUUGAUGUUGGAGGGAGACCAGGUGGUCCAUUGACAGACCAGCGAAGGCCCCAGCCUGCUCCUCUUCCUCAGCCUCCGCAGCAGCAGCAGCAGCAGCAGCAGCCGCAGGGUAAAAAGUUCCACCGCACGCUGCCCAAAGAUCAGGCCCAGCUGCUUUCGCUUCAGCACGACCACAGGCACAAGCAGAGGGAGCCGCAGAAGGCCUGUAGCGUCGUGCCUAGCUGCCCUGCAAAUAGCCAGCGCAAAGCGAUCGAUGACAGGGGGAAAGUGCCAGACAGCUAUCUCUCCAACCUGAACCGCAUGGCCGCUGGGCUGUAUGUCCAGUCCAGACUGGGCUCCGGGAGCAACUCCAGCCCCUGCACCCCUGCCUUACAGAGGGCAGCUGUGCACCAGAAUGCCAACCUUCGGUCCAGCAGGGACUCCCACCACAGUAGCUCCCUGUCAGACAUGGCCACCUCUCCUGUGUCCCCCACCUUCGAUGAUGUCUUCUGGGAUUUCCCCAGCUCUGAGGAGCGCCCCCCUAAGGUUCCGGAACGUACAACGUCAAAGUUCUACUGUAAGGAACUGCUGAGUCAUCAUAGAACAGCAUCAAGUGGGUUUCCUUCGUCUCCGGUGGAAAAGGUGGGGAAGUCGGGGCCUUCACAUAGCAGUUCCUCUAGCAGCUGCCAGUCAGGAUUCUCCAAAAUGGAGAGUCCCCUGUUGCCAAGCCGACAGCAGCAGAGCAGAAAGCCUCAGGAGUACAGUCCUCUAUCCCCUCUCCAGCACCCGGGAUUCGGGCUCUCCCCGGGGCCCAAGUCGGCGAACCUCAGUCCGUUCCUGAAGGCGACCGAGUACUCUUCCUCCAGCGACGAGCCCGGCAGCAGCGACGAGGAGGAGAGGAGUCGGCCCAUGAACAGCAGGAAGGGGAAGUUCUUCAGAGCGGCCCCCGAUGGAAUCGUCCUGCAGCCCCAUGGCAGCCUGAACCAGCAGCAGAGAGUAGCGGACCUUAAGAGCGGCCCCCAGUCGAGGUGUGCCGGGUCAGAAUUCAAUCAGAAUCACCUUCUCCCUGAUCUCCUACAGAAGAGCCCCCCCUUCGAGAGCCAAGGAUGGCCCCCACGAGAAGCCCUGUACCUCCAGCCCCCUCCCGGCCGAUCCCCUCACCUGGAGAACCCGGUAAACGGGCAGGCGGGAAAGGGCAGCUCCUCUUCCUCUUCCUCUUUCACGCCCUUCAUCGACCCCCGCCUGCUGCAGAUCUCCCCCCCUCUGAGUCCAGUGGGCCACAGCCCCACCGGCUCAAAACCAGAGGCGGUCAGGAGGGAGAACCACAGGAAGGGAUCCAUCGUCAACGUCAACCCCACCAACAUCCGGCCCCAGAGCGACACUCCCGAGAUCCGCAAGUACAAGAAGAAGUUCACCGCUGAGAUCCUGUGCGCCGGCCUGUGGGGCGUGAACCUGCUGGUGGGCACGGAGAACGGGCUGUGGCUGCUGGACCGCAGCGGACAGGGGAAGGUGUACUCCCUCAUCAGCCGCCGCCGCUUCCAGCAGAUGGACGUGCUGGAGGGGCUGAACGUCCUCAUCACUAUCUCAGGUAAAAAGAACAAGCUAAGGCUGUACUACCUGUCCUGGCUCCGGAACAAGAUCCUGCGGAACGAUCCGGAAGUGGAGAAGCGUCAGGGCUGGACGUCUGUCGGAGACCUGGAGGGCUGUAUGCAUUAUAAAGUCGUACGAUAUGAGAAGAUCAAGUUCCUGGUCAUUGCCCUGAAGAACGCAGUGGAGGUGUAUGCCUGGGCUCCCAAACCAUACCACAAGUUCAUGGCCUUCAAGUCCUUCACCGCCCUCCCUCAGAAGCCCCUCUCCGUGGACCUGACCGUGGAGGACGGGCAGAGGUUAAAGGUCAUCUACGGCUCCCUGUCUGGUUUCCACGCCAUCGACGUGGACUCGGGAACGCCCUACGACCUCUACCUGCCCACGCACAUCCAGGGCGUCAUCCGACCGCACGCCAUCAUCAUCCUGCCCAACACCAGCGGCAUGGAGGUGCUGGUGUGCUACGAGGACGAGGGCGUCUACAUCGACACCUACGGCCGCAUCACCAAGGAGACGGUGCUGCAGUGGGGAGAGAUGCCCGCCUCCGUAGCCUAUCUCCAGUCCAACCAGGUCAUGGGCUGGGGGGACAAAGCGAUCGAGCUGCGGUCAGCUGAGACAGGACACCUGGAGGGGGUCUUCAUGCACAAGAAGGCCCAGAAGCUCAAGUUCCUGUGCGAGAGGAACGACAAGGUGUUCUUCGCCUCUGUGCAGUCGGGGGGCAGCAGUCAGAUCUACUUCAUGACUCUGGGCCAUAGCUCCCUCUUCAACUGGUGAUCCCUGGAGCUGCCCUCCCCCAUAAUGCCAUCCAUCGCUCCAGGGCUGACAGGCCGGCCAGGGCCAACGGCUGCUCUUAAUACAACCCAUGCAGAUGAGUCACUCUGAAGCUGAAUUUGUUUCAACAUCACAUGGAUUUUUCUGAAAAUAUAUAUAUUUUCCCCCCUCUUAAAAGCACAAGCAUUUCAAGGUUUGCAGCCAAAAUGCAUCCGGGAUUAGGUUUGUCAAGUUUUAUAUGUGGGCUUCCGAUGGAGAGAGAAAGUAUUUUGCUUUGUAAACCUUGUACUGUUGAUGUAAGUCCUGGGGUAUGACGCCGUAGGCAGCUGGUAUUGCCGUCUGCAUAACGUGUGCAAUAAAAGAAGUACCGUAUUUUAAGCACUAGAUAUAUACCUCAGAACAAAUUUCACACAGUUUCAUUAUUCCAAGUGGUUCGGCAGGUUUGAUUAAGAGAGGGCCCUUGAAAUUGAAUGUUUUGUCCAGUGCCUACAUCCAAAAGUGGACAGCUGUUGGAUGAUCUUGUAUCUGUAAUUACUGUAAAUGCUAGAAAUCAUAUGAUUCAUCCUGUUCUUCAACAUGUCGCAUUGGGGCUUGCUGUUGUUGCUUUUCACACUGUCAUCUCUCUCAGUCAUAAUGACUGUACCAUAGAGCGUGUCAGGGAACACGCAUGGUGUUAUACAUACAUAGCAUUAUGGGAUAGAUUCACGCAGACUGGAUCUCUUAUCCUAUGUGUUGUUGGUGACAAUAGCCUCAAGGCAAUGCAGUAUCUUCAUCAAUUCAGAAAUGUCAUAACAAGACAAUAUAAUUGAUGCCUGACCAGUAUGAUAAAUAACAUUGGUCUCUAUUUCUCUAUUCUGUGGAGGAUGGGGAGUAUGGGGCCGAUGUUUUUUGUUUUGGUUUAUUUUUUUCCCAUCAGGCAUUAAGAUUGAACGAUAACGAACUAAUGGCAAGCCAUGUUUGUAUGGGCAAAAUAGACAGAAUGUUUGUCUGACUAAUAUGGAUAAUUACAAUGGGUUUUACACAUUUUCUCAGCACGCAUGCAUUAAGAUGACUUUUUCAACUUUUCAUUAUCCUCCCAAAAUUCACACUAAGAAAACUGCCCCUGUGUAUUCACAAUACCCGUGUGGAUGACAGAUCUAAUGAUUCAUUGAUGAAGUGGCUUCCGCUUGUCUUGAGGCAAACGUACUGUAUGAGGGGGCUUAAUAAUUACAUUAGCCGUCGCUAGUCUGUGAAUCUAAUAUUACACAUGUCCAUCAGUAUUCAGGAAAAAUCUGCUUUUCAGAUGGUGAAAUACACAUAUGACCUGUCCCAUUGAUUCUGAGAAGGCAAGCAAUAGCUCUAAGCCUGUUCAGAGGCAGCAUAUUGCACUUGUUUUUAUGAAAAAAGAGAAAAUUGCUCCAAUAUGUCUUUCUGUACAUUGGCGGAUGUACAUAUUAUUUGCACUGUUUUUAUAGAUAUUUUAUAUCUACUCGGCCAUCUGCAUGUAUGGAGUAAAGGAGUUUUCAUAAUAUAUAGUCCUUUGCACUAUUGUGAUUUAUUGUACAAUGUCUGUAAGAAAUGCUUUAUUCUAGCAAUUUUUUAAAAACAUAAAACCUUUUAUUGUCUACGUACAUAUUCAGUAUUAUGUAAAUCUGAGGAAAGGGGAGAAAAAUGUAAGUUUAGAAAUGGAUUUUGUACAAGGCAGUGAAUCUCUACACUUUACAGAUUUUUACUAUAAGUAUAUAACAGGCAGAACGUAGUAUUUGAAAUGUUAUAUGACUAAAAUUGAUCUAGAUGAACCUUCCAUGCAUUUUCAUCUGAAUGAGGUUUGAAUGUCAGUAUCUAUGAUAAAAAUGACAUAUCGCUUGUGAAGAAAAUGCAGUUGAACGAUUGAUGAUGGACAUCUAAUCUUCUACCACGGAAAAUAUGUGGGUUUGGAAAAACAAUGUGAAUCACUGCAUACAUUGCAUUCAUUUGAAUCACAUUAAAAUGAUCUUAAAUAUUUCUUAAAUGUUCUUAAUUUGUCGGUCUCAUGUAUAAGCGAAAAGCAGUUCAUAAUUCUCCUCUUGACAAGUAGUUUCUGCUCAGUUUUGGGAUUUCCAAAAUUAUACAAAAUUACUUUUGUAUUUUGCUUUAUGCUGAUCUUUUUGAAGCUGAAUGAUUGUAUUUUUUUUGUAUCCAUCCCCGUCCCAAAAAGGAAAUUCCUGUUAUGCUGUGCUGUGCUGUGUUUGUCUUCACCUCGCAUCGUGACCACCAGGUGGAGCAGAAUGUAAAUGUUACAGUUGUUUUAAUGAUCUUUAUGUUGGCACUGCAGCUGGUUCUGUAAGCAUAUUUAAGUAGAAAAUACCAUUCUCUAAAUUACAGAUUAUUAUUAUUAAUUAACCAUGUACUGUAUUAGCAAUAUGGAUCUUACUUCCAUCUCUCUCUGCAGAUGUAAAUAGAUAAUUGAUAUGAGGUGCAUUCAACUGACAAGCGUAUUACACAGCUCAAAAUAUUAGGUACUUUUUGUGAAAACGUACAGUACAAGCUAUAAUAGGAAUUUAUCUGGUUUUUAAGGACUGAAGUCACAUUUGCAGUCAGCAUGCUUCUUCCUGCAGUUAAUUGAGUGAUUUUCUCAGAUUAUUUUCACCAUUAUUUUAAAUAGAAGCCCUGUAAUCCUAAAGGAAUCUAAUUUCACAAUAAAAGCAGAAUAUAGGCUAGUGGUAAACUACUAAUCAAUAGCUGCUGACUAAAAAGAACAUUUACAUAUUUUCGGGAAUAAAUACCUUUAAUGUAUGAAUAUAACAUGCUUUUGGUGUGAACAGCUGAUGUCAUAACAGAGAGGGCAGAUUUUUUUUCACCAAAUCUCUCCAAAUUGCAUAGGAACUUGUAUUUCUGAGAUUUAAAUGGGUUUUUGUGCAGCAGAGGAAAAGCAAGCAUCCGGUCAAGUACACUUGCUGUGAAACGGCUUUGUGAUACCAUUCGCCUCUGCUUUAAUUCAUUUGAGAUAAGAGGCAUAUCUAGACUACAGCAUGUUUGCAACAAGUUUGCCGGUGUGUUGUUGUUUGCGAUUUAAAGUGUUGUUAUGAUUGAAAUUGUAAGGAACUGCAGGGGGAUUCUAUUUUUUAACUAGUCAUUUGAAAUGAGAAGUGGGACCAGUUUGCCACGUAAUGUUUCGGAGUGAGAAUGGACAGAGCAAGUUGAUGUUGGGCAGGUGCAAGUUUGCAGUGUAGCAGAGCUCUAUGAGUCUAGGAGAGGUCCUCUGAUGUUUGAGAGCCGUUGUCGAGAUGGUUAAUGAGAUUUAGAGAUUUAUGUAACAAGAGCGGUGGCAUUGUUUUGAGAUGUUCCAGAAGGUCGACAGUGUACAUGCCUACCGAGUCCAAUGAAAUGCAAAUUGAAUAAACUGUGAGACAAGUGGAGAGUUUUCUUUCUUUGACAAAUGUCCAUUGUUUUGUAAUUAUUCUUUUAUUUUUUAUUUUUUGGCCUGUGAAAAUGUAAAAUAACAAACAUUACAUACUAUUUACUGUUUCAAAGAAAGUGUAAUUUGAUAGGUUUCUUUGCUUAUACAUUUUUCCCCAGACUAUUUGUAAUAAUGUCCCUAUGAUAUUAAAAGAUAAUCAAUUCUCCCAA